This is a messenger RNA of Spirodela intermedia, 4635 nucleotides long. Lineage: Eukaryota; Viridiplantae; Streptophyta; Magnoliopsida; Alismatales; Araceae. The record is from the annotation of a GenBank genome assembly.
AUGGCAGCGAUGUCGUUCCUCGCGCUGGUGCUGGCCGUCCUGGCCAUGGCAGUCUCAGCGCAGAACCCCGCUGGUACGACAAAACCUUCGCCGCCCUCCGCCGUUUUCCAGAGCAGAACUGCAACACUCCUCUUCCAUCUCUGUGGCAGGGUUCAUCAGCAUCGACUGUGGUCUCGACGACGACUCUGGCUACACAGACAAGGAUACAAAGAUCCUCUACUCGCCGGACGAGCCCUACACCAGCGCCGGAGUGAACAGGAAGGUCUCUCCUAGCACCAAUCUGACGUCGAUCAUGUCCUACUACGCCAACGUCCGGAGUUUUCCCAACGGGGCUCGCAACUGCUACACGCUGAGGCCGCUGGUGCGGGGCGCCAAGUAUCGGGUGAACGCGGAGUUCUUGUACGGGAACUACGACGGUCUGGGUCGGCCACCGACGUUCGACUUAUACCUGGGCGUCAACCUGUGGGUGACCAUGGAAGCCGGCGACUUCAAUCGGGCGGAGAUCAUCGCUCUCGCCGCCACCGAGGGCAUGCAGGUCUGCCUGGUGAACACGGGAAAUGGAACGCCCUUCAUAUCCGCGCUCAAGCUGCGGCCCCUUCCAAAUUCCAUGUACACCGUGGUCAACUCGUCCCAGUCUAUCGUCUUCCUCGGGGUUCGAAGAAACUACGGAGGGGAAGACCAGAUCAAGUCCUCUCUCUCUCUAGUUUGCUAGCCGUCUAUCUCUACCUAUCUAUCUGCCUCUCUCUAAAAAACUCUCGUACAGGUACCCGGCCGACCCCUACGACCGCCUGUGGCACCCUGUGACACUAGGCAGAAGGAUAAGCACUAACGCCACAGUGAAUCCGGUGGACGGCUAUGGCUUUGUGGCGCCGGAGGCCGUCAUGAAGACGGCGGUGACGGCAGCGUCUCUGUCAGAGAGUUUGAACAUCACAAUUCCCGGGAUCCCCGAUGCGACCAGCUGCUUGGUCAUGUACUUCGAGGAGCUCCAGGAGCUGAGGGCCGAUGAGAUUAGGGAGUUCGACAUCUACGUGGGCAGCAGGCUGUUCUUCGGCCGGUUAAGGCCCAGCCCCCCCCUGGAUCCGCACCUUAUCUACACGAUCCCGCCGGGCCCGCCAGGGCAGCAGACCUACUACCUUCGGGCCACGGCCAACUCAACUCUGCCUCCCAUAAUCAACGCCCUCGAGACGUACGUAGUGCGACAGCUAACCCUGAUCCCGACCGACGAGGGCGAAGGUGAGCCCCUCUGGCUUCUUCCCUCAGGAACAUCUUCAACACAAACAGUUAUCAUUCAUGAGAUUCGUCGAUACACUUUGAUUAUACCACCAUGAGAGGAAUAGUCAAGGGAAGUAGAAUAAUCCUCAAUUCUUUCUUCUUUCUCAUCGAUCAUGAAUGAAAAUAUGCAUAGUAAAUUAAUCUUCACCUAUAUAAAUCUCUGCAUUCUUACUUACUCUUGGUCACCCGCCUGGAUGGCAGUGGAGGCCGUCUCAAAACUCAAGGACUUGUAUCAAGUAAAGAGGAACUGGGAGGGCGAUCCGUGUGUUCCACAAAACUUCACCUGGGAGGGCCUGGAAUGCAGCGUCAAUGCCUCUGAUCACUGGAGGAUAACUUCUUUGUGAGUUAUGGCAGUAUGAUCAACUGAAUUCUUUUCCUAAGUCACCAGGCUUGAAAUAAUAUGGGACCAAAGAAUGAAAUUAUCUUGGUUUGCAGAAACCUGUCUCACAGCGGAUUGAGCGGUGGAAUUCCUCCUUUUAUAGCCAAGUUCACGAACUUAAGAUCCUUGUGAGUUCAUUUCAAAAUCCUGAGCGUGCUUUCCCCAUCCUGUUUGACCAAUAUUCUAUGGAGCAUGAAAAAACGGCAAGUUAAGGAAGUCGCAUGGCUCUUUUUAAAUGAAAAAUGUUUCAGAUCAACUAUAUAUAGUUUCUUUUUUUCAAGGCAAAUAAGAGUUUGUGCUAAUCUGAUGUAACGAGGGUUAAAGGUUGCUAUCAAAGCUAAUACAUUCCAAGCAAGAAAAUAGACAAUUUUACACUUUAUAUUCGUCUACUCCUUUCAGGGAUCUAUCGUAUAACAACUUUACAGGUGAAAUACCUGCUUACAUGGAGGAACUGCCAGCUCUCAAAAUCCUGUAAGUUUUAAAACUUUGAACUCUCCAGUUUGGUUCUUCAUCCAGGGAGUAUCGGAUGGUUAGAUAUUCCCUCUCUGCAGGAACUUGGAAAGCAAUAAUUUGAAUGGGACUGUUCCGAAAACUCUUUACAAAAGAUCACAAGAUGGAUCACUACUACUGCUAAGGUGAACUCUGCAUCCAUGAUCAUUGGAUAUAUGCCUCGGUAUUAGUAAUUUCAAACAAAAAGUCAUGCUAACAAGGGGGAAAAUAUCAUUAAAAAAAUCCAUAAAUCUUGAUCUUUUCCCACUAUUGAGUUGCUCCAAACUCCAAGUUUCUUAUCCACCAAGCCUCACAAAAGAUAGUUGAUACAAAGUCUUAGGUGGACGAUAGAAAAAAUUCAGAGAUGGCUAGUACCGAAGCACUAGGAAAAUAUUAUUUCUUCUGGCUAGCUUUGUAUGCUUUCGUUUCAAAAAAUUCCUUGAGACAGGACCGACCAGGUAUUAUCAAAAUUAUUUUUAUUUUCCAAAAUAUGGUCCUUACAAAUAAGCAAAACAUUAAUUAUUAAGUAUUCCCCAUACUGAAACAAAACCGGUGCCUGGUUCGCAUUAGAACAUCGAAUAUGACUGUGUCACACACAUCAACUAGAAAAAAAAAGAAUAGUCUCUCACUGCACUCUCAAUCUUUAGUUAAAUUUGCAUAAAUCAAUCUGGACAAACAGUAAAUUCGGGUAUGGAUGGUAUCUUCACCCUAUUCUGACACUUACGAUGUUAAAAUUUUAGGAUCAACAACAAUCCAAUUCUAUGCAGCACGGUGAGUCUCUGUGAAUCAACAGCAACAACAAAGAAGAAAAAGAUUAUCAUUCCCAUUGCAAUAGCUAUUUCCACCUCCUUUCUACUACUUCUGAUCGUCACCAUAAUAUGUAUCCGGAAAAGAAGAAGAACGGAGAAAACACAAAACCCUACACAAGGUAUAUAUCUAUAACUUCUGUUACUUUUUAACUUCAUCAAGUCUACAUCAACACUUGUUGGAAGCCCAAUCACACUGUUAUCUUAACAUUAUAUUUUAUUGCAGUAGAAUUAUACAGGGAGCAACGAGGAGGGGAUGGUAACCGCCAGUUAGUGGGGAAGGAAAAUAGGCUGCUUUCUGAAAGUGACCAAUUUUCAACAUCUGAUAUAGUAAAUAUCACAAAUAAUUUUGACCGACCAAUUGGAAGAGGAGGUUUUGGAACUGUCUACUAUGGUCGUUUAAAAGAUGAAACUGAAGUUGCGGUGAAAGUACUUUCUACAUCAUCAACACAGGGAGCGAAGGAGUUUAGAGCUGAGGUAACUCAUAGUGACUGAAAACGAAAUCCCAAUUGUAGAUAAAUUAUAUUCUACUUAGAACUGAGGCAAGGCCCAGUGCUUAUUUGUUUGUAUGCAUAAAAAUGACAUGUAUCUUGGAAUUUCAGGCUCAACUCUUGAGGAGAGUACACCAUAGAUAUCUGGUAUCAUUGCUAGGAUAUUGUAACAAUAACCUAGCACUGGUCUAUGAAUUCGUGCCUCAGGGUUCCCUUGCGGAUCAUCUCUCAGGUUCUUCUUACACAAAACACCAAUCACAUAUGAGAAAAAUGCCAUGUUUCUCACUGAACCUUCUUUCUUUUGUACGCCUCUCAAGUUCUCAUAUGUCAAUCAAUCAUACACAGGUGACUCUGCCAAUAUUAAUAUCUUAAGUUGGAGAGCACGACUCCGCAUAGCACUUGAAGCCGCACAAGGUCCAUUCUUCAUACAUCAUUGAUCUUUCUUCCUCUUACUAUUUCUUAUGUUUUAUUCUUGUAAUGAUAUAUGAUGGUCAUAUUUUAAUUUCCAGGACUUGAUUAUCUGCACUGUGGUUGCAAGCCACCCAUUGUUCACAGAGACGUCAAGCCUUCAAAUAUCCUCUUAACCAACAACUUUGAAGUCAAACUAGCGGAUUUUGGGUUGUCCAGGUCUUUCACCGAUGAAGAGGCUACUCACAUAUCAACUUUAAUUGCAGGAACUCCUGGAUACCUUGAUCCUGAGUAAGUCAUAGAAAAUUCAUCUUUUGUUCAUAGAGGCAAAGGAAUAGCCUCAUCUUGAGCAUUUUCUCAAUUUUUCGUAUUCUUUCUGUGCAGGUAUUACAAAACAAGUAGGUUGAAUGAGACAAGUGAUGUUUACAGCUUCGGGAUCGUACUACUAGAGCUUGUAACAGGAAAACCACCAAUUGCUAACGAUUCCAAGAGAACUCACAUAACUCAGUACGUGCAGUCCAGAUUGGAAAGAGGAGAUGUAGCCGAUAUUGCAGAUCAAAGAAUGUGUGGUGACUACGAUGUUAAUUCCAUAUGGAAGGUAAUAGAGAUCGCACUGUCAUGCACAUCACCCAACUCUGGCGAUAGACCAACUAUAAGCACUGUGGUUGUCCAAUUAAAGGACUGUCUAGUAGUUGAAUCAUCUGGGGACUUCCUAGAUUAUAUUACUACAGAUACAAUGGCUAUUCUUCCUCCCAAUUCAUUUGCAAGUAUCAGCCCAUCUGUACGAUAG